UGAUUUGGAAAGAAAAUCUUUUAGGCUGGGCGCGGUGGCUCACGCCUGUAAUCCCAGCACUUUGGGAGGCCGAGGCGGGCGGAUCACGAGGUCAGGAGUUCCAAGACCAGCCUGGCCAACGUGGUGAAACCCCGUCUCUACUAAAAAUACAAAAAUUAGCUGGGCGUGGUGGCACGUGCCUGUAAUCCCAGCUGCUUAGGAGGCUGAGGCAGGAGAAUUGCUUGAACCAGGAUCCGGGAGGCGGAGGUUGCAGUGAGCCGAGAUCACAUUACUGCAUUCCAGCCUGGGCUACAGAAAAAGACUCCGUCUCAAAAAGAAGAAAAAAAAAAAAGAAGAAGAAGAAGAAAAUGUUUGUUCAUCCUGCCUUUAAUUCCUUAUUACAAGGCGUGAAUUUUUAUUGUUUUUUUGAGACAGUCUGGCUCUGUCACCCGGGCUGGAGUGCAGUGGUGCCAUCACAGCUCGGUGCAACCUCGAACUUCCGGGCUCUCAAGUAGCUGGGACCGCAAGCGCCACCACGGUGCCCGACUAUUUUUCUUUUUUUUGGUAGAGAAUAGGUCUUGCUGUGUUGCCCAGGCUGGUCUUGAACUCCUGAGCUCAAGCGACCCACCGCCUUGGCCUCCCACGGUGCUGGGAUGACAGGCAUCAGCAGCGUUGAAGCCUGUGAGGUGGGGUCCCUGUGGCUGACUCUGCCCUCUCCUGUGACCGUUGACAGUGCCAGGGUCCUUGUGUGUGGAGGAAAUAAGGAGAUGAUCAAAGUAUAAUUCCACAAAUCACAUGGUUUAUUGUCAAAGAGAAUUUGUUCUCGGGUUCACAGUGCUCAGAGGGGAGGAGAGGGGAGGAGGUGAAGAUGCCUGGCAGGGAAGCAGGGCCUCCAUGGAUGGGCAUUCACCGCAGGGAGGCGAGUGCCAGAAUGGCCAGAGUCCAGUUGCUCUGCUGGGGUGGAGUGGGCCCCUGGAAAGUGACAUCUGGUUAGAGUUCGAGGUGUGCCUUAGUAGCAGUGGAGAGCGUGAGGGCGGGAGCUCUCCGAGAAGCUGGGACCGAGGACCAGCUCCCAGGCCAGCAGGGUAUAGCUUGCCUCAAAGCAUCUGCGCAACCUUCAAGUUGAUUUGUAUUUUUGCAGUCCAGCAGUCAGGGUCAGUAACUCACAUAAGGCAGUGUCUGAUAAGGUUUAAGUGGCAUUCCCAAAGUUGCGGAGUUCACUCGAGUCCUCACAUAUGUGGUCUGAUAAGACAUCACACUCUUGCAGGGGGGUCAGGUCACCCCAAAACAUCAGACUAUGUGAGUGCUGUGAAUCACUUCAAAGCUACACAGCAGGUCCCAGGGCCCAAGGCAGAGGAGUGAGUCCACCUCGGAAGGCUCAGAGCAGCUCCAGGCAGUAACCACGGCAUUUCCAGAGUCUGAAUUUCCGGAGUCUGGCGUGUGAGCCUAACAGCUCUGGUGUGACCAUCCGUACUCACCUAGCAGCACGUGACAUCAGCUCUCGCCCUGAAGUCAUUGCUCAGCUCGGGUGCUGCAGGAAGACACACGGGUCUGUCUUGGGCCAGCCCCUUGCCUGCUGUGGGCUGCUCCCUGUGUGUGGCCUUCAGCCCGGUGUAGAGAGACGGGCUGGUCACACCCCUGCCCCUCACAGCGGUGAGAGGACAGAGGCAUGUGCCGGGCUGUCUGUGGAGCUCCUGGGCCAGUGUCUGGGAUGUGGUAGGUGCUUGGUGUUAAAGGGAAAAUAUUCCAGGAUACUUGUGAAAACACGUUAGGCAGACCAUGGUUUCAUUCAGAAACUUUGAGAGGUGUAGGAACCACCACACCGGGGUCUUGCAGUGGGAGAGAGGCUGGGCUCAGCUCUGAACAGGCCAUGAGCUGGCGGCGGCUUAUAGCUCCAGAGCUGGGCGAGGGCAGAGGAUGGAAGGUUGCUAAGAGGAACCCCCAGGGGUGAAGGGGAUGCGGGUUAAACUGACCUGCCAGGAGAUCAGGCCAUCUUGGGGACAGUGGAAGAUGAGGAGCCUAAUCAGCUGUCAAGGGUGAUGGGACAUGGGAGGAGGUCCUCGCUAAACCGACUUUGAGCCGGGCCUGUUAAACCAAGUUCUCACCAGGAUGUGCACAGAGGGCCCAGGAGGAGCCUCAGGAGCCGGACUCCCGUUGGCCAAGCAGUCAGUCUGUUAUCCGUCAGUGGACACUCUGCUUCCAGGUGCCUUGGCCCGCGUCCUGAAGGCGGGAGACGUUGCAGCCACGUGCUGGCCUUCCUGGUGCUCCUGCCAGUGUCCCGCUGCUUGACACAGUCCAAGUUUUGUAUCCAGACCCAGCCUGGGGCAGCAGCCUCCCGACAGCCCCCAGGCCCAGCCUGUCUGUGACAGUCACGCCUGCUCAGGGAGCCAUCCUUCCGUGCAGAUCUGGGCUGUGUUUUGGGUGGUACCUCAGGUGUGGGGUCCCCUACCAGGCACGAGGUUCAUACUCCCCAGGCUGCCUCUUGUCCUCAGGGCUUGGAGAGUCCCAUGUUCUGAAAAUGACCUCUUUUCGAGCCAGGCGAGGCCACAUCUCCUUUGGCAGUGUAGUGCCUUCCCUGGAGGUGGCAUUCCUUUUUGAUUUGCCUUCUGUGCUUGGGAACCUCACUUCCUCACUCUGGCCAGCUCUGCCAGCAGUUUGGAGCUGGUUCAGCACCCCACUGCCCUGCCUCGGCCUGCGCCCGGCCCUCCAGGGUGGCUUCUCGCCAGUUCCUGUCAGGCCUGCCUGGGCAACCAGGCCUGGGCACGUCCCUGUCCCUUGCUCAGAAAACCCACAGGCCAUGGGGCCCCAGGAGCCUGGGGCGCGGGCAGGAAGCGCAUCCUGGAGCACCAGCUUCCCUGCCCUGCCCGCCUCACGGGGUGCCUGGGGGCGUGCCUCAGCCUGCUGCUCCUGUAGUCUGUUCUCACGCUGGGCCUGUCUCCCUGAGCAGGCUGAACAUGGGCAUAUGAGUGACCAGCAUGAUCGUGUCCAGGCCACAUUCUGCGUGGUCCAAGGGAAAACCUUCUCCAAGUCCGCGGCCCACCCUUUCCUCUGCUGGGUUAUGGCCGAGGGCGCCAGGCCUCACUGGAGGACAUGGAUCUUGGACCCGGCCCUCGAGGCUGCUGUCUUCCGGUUUCCCCGUGCCCUGGACACUCUUGGUCUCACCAUUUGGGAGGCCGAGAGGGGAUGCAGAGUGGCCUGUUGGAAAGGCCUUAUGUGACCCCGGGCUGAGUCCCUGAGCAGCCCGCCGAGGCUGGAGGGGAGAAGAGCUGAGCUUCUGCCUCUCUGGGCCAGGCUCGGGCUGUGGAAGGGCUGCCAGCUCCCUUCCUGGGAGAGGCUGGGUGGGGCCCACAGGAAGCUGUCUUCUGCUGUUCGCUGCUGAGACAGCUGGGGGCCACCGAUGUUCGGAUUCCCUGAGCACCCUGCCAAUCCCAGACUCACCUUCCUACUCUUUCCAGAGUCCCCAGGGAGACACUUAAGGGAAAUUAAACUGCAGAGUGCAAGAGAUGCCUCAGUCAAGUCAGCCAAAAACACGCGGGUCAUCCCCGAGCCCCAGAGAAGUGAGUCGCGCAGGGCACUCAACUGCCGCAGGAGGAUGGUCUUAUUUCUAGCACUUUCCACAGGGGGUAAAUUGGUGGGUUUGGGAGAUUUUUCAAAUGCAUCAGUGUCUGGAAUGGGUUCUAAGCUGCUAAAUAAUUCUUAAAGGUGAAUUACAGACAUGUUGCCCUAGAUGUAGCUAGACAGCCUUCCCUCUACAGGGAAGUCUCCUCCACCCUCAGUGACAGAGCCCCGAUGACACGGACACCUCGGCUGCUGUCACUUCCCUGGUUCGGGCCUCCCACAGGCUUUGAAUUGAAGGCGAGUGCCUCAGAAUUUGCAUCCAUUGUUCUGUCUUUCCUGGGAAGUUAUUCAUCCUGGUGGCCAGCCCACCAACAAAAUGGAUUUGGAUCUACUGGACCUGAAUCCCAGAAUUAUUGCUGCAAUUAAGAAAGCCAAACUGAAAUCGGUAAAGGAGGUUUUACACUUUUCUGGACCAGAUUUGAAGAGACUGACCAACCUCUCCAGCCCCGAGGUCUGGCACUUGCUGAGAACAGCCUCCUUACACCUGCGGGGAAGCAGCAUCCUUACAGCACUGCAGCUGCACCAGCAGAAGGAGCGGUUCCCCGCGCAGCACCAGCGCCUGAGCCUCGGCUGCCCGGUACUGGACGCGCUCCUCCGCGGUGGCCUGCCCCUGGAUGGCAUCACUGAGCUGGCCGGACGCAGCUCGGCAGGGAAGACCCAGCUGGCGCUGCAGCUCUGCCUGGCUGUGCAGUUCCCGCGGCAGCACGGAGGCCUGGAGGCUGGAGCCGUCUACAUCUGCACGGAAGACGCCUUCCCGCACAAGCGCCUGCAGCAGCUCAUGGCCCAGCAGCCGCGGCUGCGCACUGACGUUCCAGGAGAGCUGCUUCAGAAGCUCCGAUUUGGCAGCCAGAUCUUCAUUGAGCACGUGGCCGAUGUGGACACCUUGUUGGAGUGUGUGAAUAAGAAGGUCCCCGUACUGCUGUCUCGGGGCAUGGCUCGCCUGGUGGUCAUCGACUCGGUGGCAGCCCCAUUCCGCUGUGAAUUUGACAGCCAGGCCUCCGCCCCCAGGGCCAGGCGUCUGCAGUCCCUGGGGGCCGCGCUGCGUGAGCUGAGCAGUGCCUUCCAGAGCCCCGUGCUGUGCAUCAACCAGGUGACAGAGGCCGUGGAGGAGCAGGGCGCAGCACACGGGCCGCUGGGGUUCUGGGACGAGCGUGUUUCCCCAGCCCUUGGCAUAACCUGGGCUAACCAGCUCCUGGUGAGACUGCUGGCUGACCGGCUCCGCGAGGAAGAGGCGGCCCUCGGCUGCCCAGCCCGGACCCUGCGGGUGCUCUCUGCCCCCCACCUGGCCCCCUCCUCCUGUUCCUACACGAUCAGUGCAGAAGGGGUGCGAGGGACACCUGGGACCCAGUCCCACUGACGCGGUGGCAGCUGCACAACAGCCCUGCCCGAGAAGCCCCGACACAUGGGGCUCGAGCCUUUAAAACGCGUCUGCCUGGGCCGUGGCACAGCUGGGAGCCUGGUUGAGACACAGCUGGGAGCCUGGUUCAGACACAGACACAGCUCUUCCAGGGCAGCGGCUGCACUUUCUCAUCCGAACAUGGUGGUCACAGACUGACCCCCACCUGAGCUGGGGGGCUGUUCCGCCUCUCCCUGGGUCUGGGGACAGGCCCGCUUGCUGGGUACCUGGUCCCCACUGCUGAGCUGGUCCUUGGGGACAGGUGAUUCUCAGGGCUGGAGCCUGGGGUGUCCUACAGUGACUCCCUGGGAGCCGCCUGCUGCUUCUCUCCGCAUGGAAGCCCACCUGGGGUCGCGUCUGAGGCCUGCCCCCUGGGCUGGGGCCUCAGACCCCCCUCAGCCUUGGGACCGUGCCCACGAGGGUCUCCCCUCCUGCACACAGGGCAGUCCUUACUCCCCCCACCACUCGGGCCACAGCGGGGCUGCAGGCAGGCGGCUCCUCCUCACCCACCUCUGGGUCCUUGGCUCCCGGGGUCCCCACCUCGGCACACACUGUGCCCCACAAAACUUCAGUGUGGUACAAGGUGGAGAAAGCAUAUCCCACCGACCUCCAGUGUCAGGGUCCAGGAGAGCCUGGGGUUGGGGGGGGCUGCCUUGUCUCUAGUAGUGUGGCCUGUGCCAGCACCACAGCCAUUCUGAGGAGCGCAGGCAGCGCAGGGCUGGCAGGUGACAGGCUCGUCAGCCACCUGGGAACACAGUUCUGGGCAAAGAGGAUCCGAGGUUGAGAGGAAGGAGGGUCCCGGUGUAUCCUGGCCCUGGGGGUCUGGGCGUCCAGCUCAGCCCUGGCCUGGCGGGGUGGCACUCUGGUAGGGAUAUGGCAGGACUCCUGGCAGGGCCACCUGCAGACCCAGUCCCACACUGUGGCCAGGCCUUACAUCUAGCCGGAAAGCAGAGCCUCCCGGGAACACAUCUGGCUGCAGAUGCUGAAAUAUCCACCCGGCAGGCAGAGCAGCGUGGCCUCCCCAUGGGCACAGUGGUGACCCCCUUGAUUCCCACCAUACAACCCCCUCCACCCCCCAACCCAGUUGCCUCCACAUGCUGCCUGGCACAGACCAGGCCUCUGACAAAUAAAUGUUCAAUGGAUGCA
This is a messenger RNA of Pongo pygmaeus (Bornean orangutan), 6139 nucleotides long. It is a transcript of the gene XRCC3, whose product is annotated as X-ray repair cross complementing 3. The record is from RefSeq and is a predicted model, not a curated record. The coding region runs from base 3914 to 4954 and encodes 346 amino acids. Lineage: Eukaryota; Metazoa; Chordata; Mammalia; Primates; Hominidae. Gene Ontology annotation, molecular function: ATP binding; four-way junction DNA binding; ATP-dependent DNA damage sensor activity. Gene Ontology annotation, cellular component: replication fork; Rad51C-XRCC3 complex. The transcript is spliced from 7 exons. Gene Ontology annotation, biological process: t-circle formation; resolution of mitotic recombination intermediates; telomere maintenance via recombination.